Messenger RNA from Clupea harengus (Atlantic herring), 1246 nucleotides. It is a transcript of the gene enkur, whose product is annotated as enkurin, TRPC channel interacting protein. Gene Ontology annotation, molecular function: calmodulin binding. Gene Ontology annotation, cellular component: axonemal microtubule; acrosomal vesicle. The record is from RefSeq and is a predicted model, not a curated record. Lineage: Eukaryota; Metazoa; Chordata; Actinopteri; Clupeiformes; Clupeidae.
AACAAAACAUUCCAAUAGCUGUUUAUUUGGAUUAGUGAAGAGUCGAAUCUUCAUGUAACCAGAAGCUUUUUUAGUUACUGUGAGUGUGUCUUAGGACGUUCAUUUGUAAACAAGCAACAUGGCAGGUACGAUGUACCCACCCGAAAGCAUAUACAACCUUAUUCCCAGAGAGGAGGUUACAUUUGAGAAACCACCCAGGUAUAUGUCAAAGUUCAGAGAACAAGUAAAGCUUGAGAAACAAGCAAACAAAGCAUCAAACAAGACCAUGGGUCCUGCAACGGUAGAGGUGCCUCUACCUGAGAAGUACCUCCUGAAGCGCUCAAAAGGGGCCAAAAGUACUGAAAAGAAACCCGUUUUUGACUUUGUUGAUGAGUUUAAACCACGAAAACCUCGUGUUCCACCAAAAUCUGAUAAACCUCUCAUGGGCAUCCACACAAGAAAGGACUUUGUGAAAACUAAUGCCAUUGAGAAUAUCAUGGCCGUGCCUAAAAAACCACAGCCUAUCUAUGUUGAUACCAAAAAGGGAGAUAAGCACCCAAUGGAGAACUCUGGCCUUGUCCCUAAGUACCUGAAGAAAAAGGACUAUGGGGAAACACCAGAGUACCUGACGCAGAGGCGAGAGGAGGUGAAGAGGGCCCAAGAGGAGUAUGAUAAUUAUGUUCAGGAGUGCAUGAAACAGGGAGCAAUGAAGCAGCUCUCUGAUGAUGAACGGAAGGACAUUCUGGAGGGUCUGAAGAACAACUGGGAUGAGCUGCAUCAUCAGUACCAGGGCCUCUCCGUCGUCACAGACACCACUCCCAAGAAGCACCGCAAAGAGCGCAUUGAGUUAGAGAUGAAACAGCUGGAGCGAGACAUCGACCUCAUUGAGCGCUACAAGUCCAUUUUCAUCUCCAACAACUAGCACAAGAGACACUAGGGGUUAACCAGGAGGACUAAAUAAGAGUGCUACUACCACGAAACCUGUUACUUUUUUGUCAUUACUGUCAUCUUUUCCUAAUCCAUUGUGUUUAAAAUAAACUGAUGACAAGUCUUUGCAAUACGUGUGUACUGUAUACCCAAUCUUACAACCUUUAAACUCUCAAUUCAACAGUGUAAGUAUUACCAGAAAUGUGUAAAGAGUCAGUCUGUGGCACCUUACAUAUAUGAUUGUAUACAGUAGGGACAACCAUUGGGUAAUUUGGCUAACCAUUUGAGGAUGUAGUGAGUUUGAAUAACCUAAACCAAUUAAAUGCCUCAUAAAAUCAGA